Messenger RNA from Labrus mixtus (cuckoo wrasse), 2570 nucleotides. RefSeq names its product EF-hand calcium binding domain 7 (gene efcab7). Bases 204 to 2078 code for a protein of 624 amino acids. Gene Ontology annotation, molecular function: calcium ion binding. Lineage: Eukaryota; Metazoa; Chordata; Actinopteri; Labriformes; Labridae. The transcript is spliced from 13 exons. The record is from RefSeq and is a predicted model, not a curated record.
ACAGGCAGCAGAUAGCAACGGGGUGUGACAAACGACACGGCUGGCGUAAAUAUGAUUAAGUGAAUACAUAUUUGAUGCUAUUUUUAUGAGAACAAAAGUGUUUAAAGUAGAAUUAACGUAGUUUUGCAAACGGUAGCUGCCGUAUCGGGUUGUAGUCUGGUUUGACACCUGGAAAGUGUUAGCUUACGAUAAACCUUUUCAAGAUGUCUUUUCAAGAUUCAGCUCAUCCCUCUGAUGAAGAGGAGGCUUUCUACACGCAGUGCAGAGCCGCAUACCUGGCUGUGUUCAGGUCUAGUUUGACUCAUAUCGCUUCAAAACAGCAAUUAUGUCGUGCUCUCCAGCAGGCCGGCAGAAAUCCAUCCCAUGUAACUCUGAAUAAAUACUGGACCCCGAGGACAUCCAAACUCAACUUUGAUGACUUCUGUGAGAUCCUUAGGUGUGAGAGGAAGACGGAGGAAACGGAGCUGAUGAAAGCCUUCAAAAAGAUGGAUGUGAGCGGUGAUGGCUACAUCUCACACAAAGAACUUGAGACGGCUCUUACCACUAGUGGAGAGAAUAUGACCCCUGAAGAGGUGAACGCCAUUUUCUCAUUAGCUGACAUCAACAAAGACGGCAAACUGGACUAUGCAGAAUUCUGCAGAUUGCUUGUGUCUACAGUAGAGCAGUGUCAGACAGCUGCUUUGGAGAGGCUUGAGACUAACGCCAAGCUGAAGAGACAGAACUUUGGCAGUCAGUCAUACAGCCCUCCGAAGAGCUCCGUGUCAUCAGCAGCGACAUCAGGAUCAGCAGCAGCGGCAGUGACCCUCCCUCAGCCACCAGAAACUCCCAGAGCCGACUCAGACACAACACUCAAGAAAGACAGCCGAUCGUCAUCUCGUCCUUCUUCGGCUCGCAGCAGACGGUCGUCCCUGUCCAAUCCGACCACGCUGACAACCAGCAGCACUAAGGCUGGCAAAGUCCAAGAGCCCUCAGGCUUACAGGAGUGGCAUCAGAGUUCAGUGAAGGGCUGUUUCUUCGUGGAGGAUGAUGGGAGUAUCAGCUCUCUGCAGUACCAGCUCCACAUCCCGCAGACCACCAACGUCUACCUGACCAUCCAACCACUCAGCCUCAGCCACAGGCCUGACAAGCCCUCUCCGUGGAUGACAGUGGACACGGCCCUGUUCGUCAUGUCAGCUGGUGAAACCAAAGAGGAUUCAACUUUAGUGUGCUUCACUGAGUCCAAAGACAGAGAGAAAUAUAUUUGGAGAGGAGAGUUGAAUGCCGGGACUUAUUACCUGCUCCCCUUCACUAGUGGCUGCAAACUGAAGAAAAGAACUACAAAGAACCUCUCGAAUAAACCCGUGGAGCUCAUCUGCAGGACGGAUACUGGGGAACUAGAUCUCACCAGGGAGCUCAGGGAGGUGCUGUCUGACAUCUUUGAAGUGAUUGACACGGAUGGAAACUGUUUGCUCAGUCUGGAGGAGUACAAUUUCUUCGAGAUAAGGACCAGUGGAGAGAAAUGUGACAAAGAUGCCUGGGCUGUCUGCAAAGAGAACUUUGAUAUGAUAAAGAACCAGCUGACACGGCAGGGCUUCCUGGAACUGAACCUGAUGGAGGCCACGGAGAAAGACGGAGACCCUGCAGACCUGUGGGUCACCCUGGAGGCCAUGGGCUACAACCGAAUGUUGGAGCUAGAAGAGGCGUGUCCGUUCCAGAUAGACGUACACUGUGAAGGCACUCAGCCCGCCAUCCAGCCGCUCAGUUUGGACUCGGGGCCCAAGCUUCUGAACCAGGCCCUCCAGAAGUCCAUCACAGCCAGGAUCGGGGCCAAAGCACUGAGGGGCCAAGACAACGUCUUCAUCUACACCUGCAGAGGAGAACACAGGGUCUCCUCCCUCAUAGCCAACAAGAACAACCAGAAAGUGACCGUCCAUGUGAACAACGAGCAGAGCAGGAACUGCUGCAGCAGCAGAGGCAUGAGUGUGUUUGCUGUGGAGGUUCCAGCCAGGACUAAGAUGGUGUGCCAACAUGUUCUUCCCAUCAACGAUAAACAGGAUUGGACGUACAACUGCAUGGAGAGCAUAUUACCCUGCACGUAAGAGUAACAUCAACGACGGGCUUUAAAAAGGAUUCAAGAUGAACAGCAAUAGUUCUAAGUCCAUUUGGAGUGUAAAAAAUAGUUGCAACUGUUGGACUCAGUUAUUUUUACAGGACAUUUUUACAGUGACAGACGCUCAUUCAAAGCUAACAUAUUAGUUUAUUAAAGCUUCAUUUGUCAGACUGUAACACCUGGAGAUUAAACCCUCUGCCCCAGGCUCAGAUGAAAGAAGUAGAGAAUGGUAUGAAGUACAUCUGAUAUUUGUUGUUGCUGCUUUUGUGCCUUUGUAAAUGUGACACGUCAAAAUUCCUUCAACAAAAAACAAUAAAAUGUAUUCAUAUUUAUCCUGUUACUGAAGGCUAUUGUCACUGUUAAUGCCUGGACAGUACGUUUAACAGUCUACUCGUAUGUCUAAAACUGUGCGAUGUUCAACCAAAUUAAAUAGCUUAAUACUUCUGUCAUUCAUUUGAAUAAAGUUUCUUUUAACAUGUUU